This is a messenger RNA of Heterocephalus glaber (naked mole-rat), 1822 nucleotides long. RefSeq names its product forkhead box F2 (gene Foxf2). The record is from RefSeq and is a predicted model, not a curated record. Lineage: Eukaryota; Metazoa; Chordata; Mammalia; Rodentia; Bathyergidae. Gene Ontology annotation, cellular component: nucleus. Gene Ontology annotation, biological process: regulation of transcription by RNA polymerase II; animal organ morphogenesis. Gene Ontology annotation, molecular function: RNA polymerase II cis-regulatory region sequence-specific DNA binding; DNA-binding transcription factor activity, RNA polymerase II-specific.
CCGGCCCCGGCCCCGGCCCCGGCCGCCUGCAAGGGCUCGGGCAGCGGCGCGGGCUCCAAGAAGGCGAGCUCCGGGCUGCGGCGGCCCGAGAAGCCGCCGUACUCCUACAUCGCGCUCAUCGUCAUGGCCAUCCAGAGCUCGCCCAGCAAGCGCCUGACCCUCAGCGAGAUCUACCAGUUCCUGCAGGCGCGCUUCCCCUUCUUCCGCGGCGCCUACCAGGGCUGGAAGAACUCGGUGCGCCACAACCUCUCGCUCAACGAGUGCUUCAUCAAGCUGCCCAAGGGGCUGGGCCGGCCCGGCAAGGGCCACUACUGGACCAUUGACCCGGCCAGCGAGUUCAUGUUCGAGGAGGGCUCGUUCCGCCGCCGGCCGCGCGGCUUCAGGCGCAAGUGCCAGGCGCUCAAGCCCAUGUACCACCGCGUGGUCGGCGGCCUGGGCUUCGGCGCCUCGCUGCUGCCCCAGGGCUUCGACUUCCAGGCGCCCCCGGCCGCGCCGCUCGGCUGCCCGGGCCAGGGCGGCUACGGAGGCCUCGACAUGAUGCCCGCGGGCUACGACCCGGGCGCGGGUGCCCCUGGGCACGCGCACCCGCACCAUCACCACCACCACGUCCCGCACAUGUCACCUAACCCGGGCUCCACCUACAUGGCCAGCUGCCCGGUGCCCGCGGGCCCGGGGGGCGUCGGGGCAGCGGGUGGCGGCGGGGACUACGGGCCGGACAGUAGCAGCAGCCCGGUGCCCUCGUCCCCGGCAGUGGCCAUCGAGUGCCACUCGCCUUACACGAGCCCCGCGGCGCACUGGAGCUCGCCCGGCGCCUCGCCUUACCUCAAGCAGCCGCCCGCGCUGACGCCCAGCAGCAACCCCGCGGCCUCCGCUGGCCUGCACUCCGGCGUGGCGUCCUACUCGCUGGAGCAGAGCUACCUGCACCAGAACGCCCGCGACGACCUCUCAGUGGGUCUGCCUCGUUACCAACAUCACUCCACGCCUGUGUGUGACAGAAAGGAUUUUGUCCUCAAUUUCAACGGCAUUUCUUCCUUCCACCCCUCGGCCAGCGGGUCUUACUAUCACCAUCACCACCAAAGCAUGUGUCAGGACAUUAAGCCCUGCGUCAUGUGAGUGGAUGGAGGUCGCCCGGAGGCCAGGCCGCCCUCUCUCCUCUCCUUGGCCGAGGGGCAGACAGACCCUGGGGAGGCCGUGGUGACACACUCCCGUAUGUGCACGGGACAGCAGUACAGCAGUAAGUAGCAGCCACUUUGCAGAACCCCAGCAGGGCCUGGCCUCUGCCUCACCUGCCGCUGGAGGAGGGAAGCCCUUGGCGAGGUAAUGCCCCAGCCAGGGGAGAGUGGACCCAAACGAAGGAGGAGGUGGCCAAGCGUAAAACAUAAACUUAUACCUCUGGGAUCUUUGUUGCCUUCCGUAAUCAGGGUCUGAAAAAAGCAGAGAAGCCGUGUAUGUGCGCUUUUCUUUAUCUAUGAAAACUUGUGUGCUUUUGAAAAAGGCAGUGUGCAAAGCACAGGCGUUCAAGAAAGCCUCGGCGUGUUGCCCGGCUAAGUAGGAGAGUGGUUUGCCCCAGACACUCUGUUUGGAUACAGGUGCCACAGAGCACUCUGAAGAACCAAGCAGACCCAGCAUUCUAGCUUAAGAAAGGGUUCUCAGUAUUGUGACAAUACAGUGUUUUUACAAGGUUCUUUUCUACCACCGUAUUCUAAAGAUAUUUUUAUGAUCUUUGUGUAUACUCACACUUUGCUUGUAUUUUAAAAGGAGGAUAUAUUUGCACUUAUGUAUACUUUUACAGUUUGCCAAAAUAUUUUGAUGUAAAAUUUUU